Xiphophorus hellerii (green swordtail) is the source of this 1438-nucleotide messenger RNA. RefSeq names its product bcl-2-like protein 1. The coding region runs from base 253 to 912 and encodes 219 amino acids. Gene Ontology annotation, cellular component: mitochondrial outer membrane. Lineage: Eukaryota; Metazoa; Chordata; Actinopteri; Cyprinodontiformes; Poeciliidae. Gene Ontology annotation, molecular function: BH domain binding. Gene Ontology annotation, biological process: release of cytochrome c from mitochondria; regulation of apoptotic process; intrinsic apoptotic signaling pathway in response to DNA damage. The record is from RefSeq and is a predicted model, not a curated record. The transcript is spliced from 3 exons.
CAUCAGCGACGCAAUUGGCCAACAGCCUGCAUACGUCACUGAACGGGCCCCUGUCAGUUGCAAAAAUGUUGUCUGCAAUUCCAUCCACUUUUACCUUCAAACCUGCUUUCUUAGCGGAAUAAUUAGACUUCCGGGAGCUGUUGCUGUUGCCGGCUGCGGCGUUGGCCACGGAAGCUCCAAUGUGACAUCUGGCGGCCUGGGAGAAAUGAAAGCGUCAUGGCGUCUCGCUAGGUCGACUGCGUGUUGUGAAUAAUGGCCUACAGCAACAGAGAACUGGUGGAGUUCUACAUAAGCUACAAAUUGUCUCAGAGAAACUAUUCAAGCUCUCUGCUGAGGUCCGAGGUUGCCGGGGGCAGGACCAAUUUUGAAGGGGACAGCCGGGUCCCUAGCAAUGGCCCGCUGGUCAACAGCCAGGCCGGGCCCCCGGGGAAGCCCAGGGGCCCAAUGGCCGGCGUCGAGGUCGUCAAAUCGGUUCUGAAGGACGCGGCGGAGGAGUUUGAGCGCCUCUACACCCAAAGCUUUAAGCACCUCUCCUUGCAGCUGGACAUCACCCCCGACACGGCCUACCACAGCUUCAAGACCGUGCUGGACGAGUUGUUCAAGGGCGGGGUCAACUGGGGGCGGGUGGUGGCCAUGUUUACCUUCGGGGGGAUUCUGUGUGUGGACUGCGUCCAGAAGAAUAUGAGUGAGCUGGUCUCCCGCAUUGCCGAAUGGAUGACCACUUACCUGGACGAGCAGCUCAGUUCCUGGAUCCAGAGCCAGGGAGGAUGGGACCGCUUUGCUAACCUGUACGGCCAGGACGCCGCUGCAGAGGGCCGGAGGUUUCGGGAGACCUUGAACAAAUGGCUGCUAGUUGGUGUGGCUCUGCUGACCGGAGCUCUGCUCGUCGUGUUCGUCGCUAAGAAACGAUGAGCGCUCUGCAUGUCCGUCAUCAUGGCACACCGUGUGUAAUGCUAUGCCAACGCAAGUUAAAAUAAAGUAGUUAUUGUUUACAUUAAAGAAAAGAGAAAAAAAACAACAACAUAAAGCCCGAUCUGCUUGUGCACUGAAUGUUAGGCUGCAGUCAAGCAAAUGGUAGAAGUAUCCACGACUAAUGUAGCUUCAGUGAGCUGUCAUACUUCUCACUCUGCUUUUCUGGUUUCUUUUAACAUGCAGCAGUGCAUUUUUAGUUGUUUAAGGGUCUUAAUGUUCAGACUUGAAGUGCUUUAAAUGAACAUAAGCUAUAAAAAAGACUGAGAAACAUGCAGCUGGUUUGUUUUUUUUGUUUGUUUUCUUUCAUAUUGCCUUCUGUGCGUUAUCCAAGGACCAAUUCUCAUGUCUCUCAAACUGACAGCCGACAGUUUAUAUUCCCUCCACCCCACUGUGUAACAUUGGAGUCUGUUUGUUGCCUGUACUGGAGUCUUAGGCAUGCUUCAAAAAUAAAUAUAUUUAUGUUUUU